Arabidopsis thaliana (thale cress) is the source of this 1827-nucleotide messenger RNA. Its product is annotated as spindle assembly abnormal protein. The coding region runs from base 60 to 1727 and encodes 555 amino acids. The record is from RefSeq and is marked reviewed. Lineage: Eukaryota; Viridiplantae; Streptophyta; Magnoliopsida; Brassicales; Brassicaceae. The transcript is spliced from 4 exons.
AUAAGAUCGGCUACUCUGUUCUUGACUCUCCAAAGAAUUAGGGUUUUUGGUCUGCUUCGAUGGAUAUGGAUCAAGAGAUAGGUCAAAAUUCUCCUGGAUUUGAUGGUGAAUCAGUAGUGUCAAUGAGUAAUAGAAGCAAGGAGACUGAACCAGUCCCGGUUGAGAAUGACUAUUAUCGGGAAAACGGAUUCAACAGUGAUGGUGAUGGUGAUGAUGUGAAGGUUAAUGGUGACAGAAGCUCCUUCACUGAUUUGAAUCAACUCCCGGCGAUUCCGCCAGCUUCUAGUGGUCAAGGUUUGCCGUUUGCACCUGUCGAUUUCCCGAGCCCCGGCGAUGUUUGGACUUGGAGAGUUGGGAGGAGAGUGAAUAAUGCCGGGUUCCAUAAGGAUCGCUUACUCAUUCUCCCGGAGAGGCUUAAGGGCAAGAAUGUACCCAAAUCUUUUGCAAGCAAAAACACUCUUUCGCGUUAUCUCGAAACUAGUUUCCCUGAUAUGGAUGCUAAUGCAUUCUUUGCAUCUUUUACCUGGAACAUUCCGGCUUUGUUUCAGCCUGCAGAAAGAGUUGAUGCUGCGUCUCUGUUUGAAGAGACAUCCAAAGAAGGACAGAAUCAAGAUGAGGAUGCUGAGGAUGUAAAAAAAGAAGGAUCAACUUCGCGUUACAGCCAGAGGAAGAGAAAACAGGUGCAGAUACAGACUAAUGAACCUAAAGCAACUCCGCGAGCUAGCAACAGGAAAAAGACAGCCACAACAACACCAGCUGCUGAACAUAAGUCAGCUCGGGAAUCUUCCUCGAAACGUUACACAAGACAGCAACAAGGUGAUGUGUUUGACUUGACUGAAGAAAACAAGGAAUCAGAUGCAAAGAAAGGCAGCAAGAGGAUGAAGAAACGCAGAGGUAACUAUGCAGACGAAGAAGAAGAAGAAGAGGCUUUUGUUCCGCAUAUCUAUGUUUCUUCUAUGAACGGUGUCAUUGCAGUCUCUCACCCUCCUGUGGAUAUAAACCCAGAAGAGUUUGACAGUUAUCUGAACUCUCUAGAGAAUCUUCUUCAGCAACAGCCUUCAGAAGCAGGACAGGAGUCUUCAUCAUCACUUCCCGUUAGUGCAAGCUCUCCAGUGAGAGAUUACGAAUGGACAGAAGCUCGAAUGAAGCUUUCAUCGCUUCUGGAGAAAGAUUUCUCUUCCUUGUUCAUGUCUAAUGAAGCUACGGAGAUGGCAAGCUUGGCAGCUAAACUCAAGAAAGAUCCAAGCCUAUCAGCUGAAGAAAUAGUGAGGUUGAAGCUAAUCGAAGAAAUUCCAACUUUCAGCGAAGUUUUUCAAGAGAACCAAAGCAUGAUAGUAGAAGCAGAUAGGUUCUUCUCCGCUCUCGAGCUUAACAAAGCGAAGGUCGCAUCUCUCAAGUACGAAUACAGCGACUUAAAGGACAAGCUAGGCAAUAUCCAAACGGAAGUCGAUAGAAACUCAGAGACAAUCCGUCAAAUUGACGAGCAAAUCGCUCAGCUUCAAGCUAAACGAACCGAGCUUACCCGCUGCAUCAGUAACAAGGGGAAAGAGAAGGUUGAUCUAAUCUUUGGUCAGAAGAUGGUAGCGAACUCAAUCCCUAAAGUGGUUCAAGAAGUUCAAGCAGCUAACUUGAAGAAACCUGAAUGGGAAAUGAAGAAAGACAAUGCUCUUAAACGUGAAUCAGAGAUCCUCAAUAAAUUUGCCCCUCUCAAAGGAUUUUAUCUCUAAAACUAAAACCAAUUGAUGUUACGUUACAUAAGGCAAAACCUACUCUGUAUCCAUAUUUUCAUAAAGAAACAAAAAGAUCUUAACUUUGAUAACCAUUAGA